Molecule: messenger RNA, 1248 nt
Organism: Carlito syrichta (Philippine tarsier)
Lineage: Eukaryota; Metazoa; Chordata; Mammalia; Primates; Tarsiidae
Gene: ERP29
Product: endoplasmic reticulum protein 29
Exons: 4
Coding region: 144-929 (261 amino acids)
Biological process (GO): protein secretion
Cellular component (GO): endoplasmic reticulum; endoplasmic reticulum lumen
Source: RefSeq, a predicted model, not a curated record
CCCGCCCUCUCACCCUGGACCUGCGUGGGCCUCCCAGGGGGGGCCACGUGGACGCGCGCGAGCCCGCCCUCCUAUCACGUGACCCUGACUCCGUGCUCUCUACACUACCGCUCUCCUACCUCCCCCUCGCGGAACCUGGCGUUAUGGCUGCCGCCGUGUUCCGCGCCACCUCUCACUCUCCGCUGCUUCCCCUUCUCUUGGGCUUCCUGCUCCUCUCCGCUCCGCAUGGCGGCAGCGGCCUGCACACAAAGGGCGCCCUUCCCCUGGAUACAGUCACUUUCUACAAGGUCAUUCCUAAAAGCAAGUUCGUCCUGGUGAAGUUCGACACCCAGUACCCCUACGGUGAGAAGCAGGAUGAGUUCAAGCGUCUUGCUGAAAACUCGGCCUCCAGCGAUGAUCUCUUGGUGGCAGAGGUGGGGAUCUCAGAUUAUGGAGACAAGCUGAACAUGGAGCUGAGUGAGAAAUAUAAGCUGGACAAAGAGAGCUACCCAGUCUUCUACCUCUUCCAGGAUGGGGACUUUGAAAACCCAGUUCCGUAUAAUGGGGCAGUUAAGGUUGGAGCCAUCCAGCGCUGGCUGAAGGGGCAGGGGGUCUACCUAGGCAUGCCUGGUUGCCUGCCUGCAUAUGAUUCCUUGGCUGGGGAGUUCAUCAGGGCCUCUGGUGUGGAGGUCCGUCAGGCCCUCUUGAAGCAGGGGCAGGACAACCUCUCAAGUGUGAAGGAAACUGAGAAGAAGUGGGCUGAGCAAUACCUGAAGAUCAUGGGGAAGGUCUUAGACCAAGGGGAGGACUUCCCGGCAUCAGAGAUGACCCGGAUUGCCAAGCUGUUAGAGAAGAACAAGAUGAGUGACGGGAAGAAGGAGGAGCUCCAGAAGAGCUUAAACAUCCUGACUGCCUUCCAGAAGAAGGGGGCUGAGAAGGAGGAGCUGUAAACUCGGGUCUUCCAGGGUUUGGUGGGGGUAGGAAGGAGAAAGUCCCUCGUGGUAUAUAAGGGGGUGGUGGGAAGAAUGGUACUAAACCAGAAUUCUGAGCUCUGAGUAUGGCUGGACAUUGGUGCCGAUGUGACCACGCUUGGGACAUCUCUGUAGCCUGUGUGGAAAUAGCUGGAUCACUUGCUCAGGUGGCUGGUAAAAUGCCCCCUCAGAAGGAAUUGGUGCUAUAAAGAGGAUGGGAGUGUACUACUGCCCAGGUCCUGAUAGGUGUGAUUCUGAUCCAAUUAAAGUUUCACUGUUUUGGUUAGGUGGACCUAGA